GAGUAGCCACGCGCCCCGAGGGGGCGGGCCAGCGGCCUCCGCGCAUGCCCGGUGCGUGCGCAGUGCCGGCGGCGGCGGCGGCGGCGACGGCGACAGUCAUGGCGGCUCGGUGCGUGAGGCUGGCGCGGAACAGUCUCCCAGCUUUGGCGCUGUCUCUCAGACCAUCUCCUCGGCUGCUCUGCACAGCCACCAAACAGAAGAACAGCGGCCGGAACCUGGAAGAGGACGUGGGUCAGAACGAACAGAAGACAGAUACCCCCUCUCCAGAGAAGAUACUCAUGGACGAGAAGGUCAAGCUAGAGGAGCAGCUAAAGGAGACUGUGGAAAAAUAUAAGCGAGCUUUGGCAGACACCGAGAACUUGAGGCAGAGGAGCCAGAAAUUGGUGGAGGAGGCAAAAUUAUAUGGCAUCCAGGGCUUCUGUAAGGACUUGCUGGAGGUCGCGGACAUCUUGGAGAAGGCGACGCAGAGUGUCCCAAAGGAGGAGGUUAAAGACGACAAUCCUCACCUGAAGAACCUCUACGAGGGGCUUGUAAUGACUGAGGUCCAGAUCCAGAAGGUGUUCACGAAGCACGGCUUGCUGCGGCUGAACCCCGUGGGGGCCAGGUUCGACCCCUACGAGCACGAGGCCCUGUUCCACGCGCCGGUGGAGGGGCAGGAGCCCGGCACGGUGGCGCUGGUCAGCAAAGUGGGGUAUAAGCUGCAUGGGCGCACCCUGAGGCCCGCCCUGGUGGGGGUGGUGAAGGAGGCUUAGCGGCCUCGAGGGCUCCUGCGGGCUCUUUGUAGUCACUUGCUGUAAGUCUUGAGAGGCUGGUUCAUCUUCUCUAUGAAUAUUUCUGACCCUUCCCCAGUCCUUGUUGGAAAGCUUUAGUAACCAGUGCCUGAACAGAAAAUUAAGCCGGUUGUGCAGAUGCGUGAAUGAACUUGAAUUGGGGAGUCUGUUCGUUGAUUUUUAAUAUACCUUUAAUCGCUCCACACGCUUAGAGAACAGGCCAGCGGGACACGACUGGACCCUAGAGGGUCAUGAACCACGCUCUAGCUGCUCAAAGCCUGGCGACGUCCAAGUGCCAUAAAUGAGUCCGAUGGCUUCGGGAACCCCACUGUUGGGCUGGCUGGCCACCCAGCCUCGCCGGGCCCUCCGGCACACUGUGGCACACGGGGUCCUGGGUGCUCAGCCCGUACCUUCAUCCAGUGAAGGGAGGGCGAGAGCCAGCUGCUCAGAGAAGUUUCCCCAUGCCCUCGCUGAAGAACAUACAUGAGUUCAUUUAUAAUCGUCACCGUCUAGCUUCGAAAAUGCCCAACUUCCGGCUUCCUUCUGCAGAUUGGAAGUGAGCACACACACCUGAACAGAUCUCACCACCGUAUUUUGCCAGUUACUGAAUUUGACAAAAUCGGUCACUUUUGCCCCGUUGUUCAUCUGUUUGUAGAAAUGUUCAGAUCUCUCUCAGCUAGUUACUGAUGACUUGAAUGUAUCCCCAGUGAGAUGGACUUGCUCAAAAUCCAAAAAUUGCAUGCUUGGUACAUUUUAAAUGUUAAUGCUGAAUUUUUUAAAUUUUAUUUAAGAGGAUUAAAGCCCUAAUAUGUUUAUUUUCCUACUUUUUGGAAACUAUUUUGUGUACUUCGGUGGAGGAGAUCCACCUACACUAAGCAUGACUUAGCUUUGCCGCUCUCGGCUCAAAUUCUGAAGCCGUGGGCUGGACACUUAGACACGCCACACACAUUAGCUUCCCUGUGGGAAGGGAGAGCAGGAGGAACCGGGCCUCUACUGGGGGCAGACGGCCCCGGGGAGGGGACCGGGGGGGCCUGCACGCACCAGGAGCCCGGCAGGAGCACCCACGGUCUGCGCCGCACCACACCGCAGGCCCCUCCGUCCUCAUUCACACUGGGGCUCGAGCGAGGGAGCGGUUACAAACCAGAGAAAACCCAGCCUUCCGCCAUCUGCUGCAGAGAGGGGUUUCUAGAAUUGAAGGUCGACACUGGUAAAUUCGUUUAUGGCAUAAAAAAGGUGGGGCAGUUUACUUUGCUUGUAAUUUUCAAAGAUGUAGGUAGUGUUCCCAUAAUUAAAAAUUUAAUUUAUACUGUUUCAAA
Molecule: messenger RNA, 2086 nt
Organism: Mirounga angustirostris (Northern elephant seal)
Lineage: Eukaryota; Metazoa; Chordata; Mammalia; Carnivora; Phocidae
Gene: GRPEL1
Product: GrpE like 1, mitochondrial
Exons: 4
Coding region: 45-752 (235 amino acids)
Biological process (GO): protein import into mitochondrial matrix; protein folding
Cellular component (GO): PAM complex, Tim23 associated import motor
Molecular function (GO): protein-folding chaperone binding; protein homodimerization activity; adenyl-nucleotide exchange factor activity
Source: RefSeq, a predicted model, not a curated record